CGUAGGAGGAGACCCUUAGUAACAAACCUGGCUUUAAAAUGUAACCUGGAGCGGGGGAGUUUUCCUAGCUUAGCUCGGGCAGAGAUUUCUUCCCCAGCCCCCAUCCUGGAUUAUAACCAUGAGAGAGCUGGUCAACAUUCCACUUGUACACAUCCUUGCCCUGGCUGCCUUCAGCCUGGCCGAGAAACUUCCAAAAGCUCCUAUCAUCACCACUCCUCUUGAAACAGUGGAUGCAUUAGUUGAAGAAGUGGCCACCUUCAUGUGUGCAGUAGAGUCCUAUCCUCAGCCUGAGAUUGUCUGGACUCGUAAUAAAAUUCUCAUUAAACUAUUUGAUACUCGAUAUAGCAUUAGAGAGAAUGGACAGCUUCUAACUAUUCUGAGUGUGGAAGACAGUGAUGAUGGUAUAUACUGCUGUACUGCUAAUAAUGGAGUAGGAGUUGCUGCUGAGAGUUGUGGGGCCUUGCAAGUAAAAAUGAAGCCUAAAAUAACACGUCCUCCUAUCAAUGUAAAAAUAAUAGAGGGGUUAAAGGCAGUCUUGCCAUGUACUACAAUGGGUAAUCCCAAACCUUCAGUAUCAUGGAUCAAAGGAGACACCAUACUCAGGGAAAAUGCUCGAAUUGCAAUUCUUGAAUCUGGGAGUUUAAGGAUUCAUAAUGUUCAAAGGGAAGAUGCAGGACAUUACAGAUGUGUGGCCAAAAAUAGCCUUGGGACAGCAUAUUCCAAACUAGUCAUGCUGGAAGUAGAAGUGUUUGCCAGAAUUCUGCGGGCUCCUGAAUCCCACAAUGUCACCUUUGGCUCUGUAGUGACCCUACGCUGUACUGCAACAGGCAUUCCAGUUCCUACUAUCACAUGGCUUGAAAAUGGAAAUGCUGUGUCUGCUGGGUCCAUUCUAGAAAGUGUGAAAGACCGAGUGAUUGAUUCCCAGCUGCAGCUGUUGAUCACCAAGCCAGGCCUGUUCACUUGCAUAGCUACUAACAAGCAUGGGGAGAAAUUCAGCACUGUGAAGGCUGCAGCCACCAUCAGCAUAUCAGAAUGGGGUAAACUACACCAAGAAGAGCCAGGUUACUGUAGUACCUACAGAGGGGAGAUUUGCAAUGCUGUCUUGGCAAAGGAUGCCCUUGUUUUCUAUAACACCUCCUAUGGGGACCCAGAGGACACCCAAGAACAUCUUGUCCAAACUAUCUGGAGUGACUUAAAGGAACUGAGUUCACUCUGUCGGCCCCCGAUGGAGUCUCUGAUCUGUAACUACAUCUUUCAGAAGUGUAACCCUGAUGGAUUUAUGCCAACUCCUAAAUCUUUAUGCAGAGAGCACUGCCUGGCUGUAAAGGAUCUAUUCUGCACAAAGGAGUGGUUGACACUGGAAGAAAAAUCCCACAAAGGCCUGUAUAAAUCUGGAUUGCAUCUGUUGACCUUGCCUGAAUGUACCAAGCUUCCCAGCAUGCACAGGGAGCCUAUGGCUUGUACAAAAGUGCCACAUUUAGCAACUUGCUAUCAGAACAAGGGAAGAUUGUACCAAGGUACCAUAAAUGUCACAGUAUCAGGCAUUCCUUGUCAGAAAUGGAGUGAACAGGCCCCCCAAGUACACAGAAAGACACCUCAGAUGUUCCCUGAGCUAUCAAAUGCAGAGAAUUAUUGCCGAAAUCCAGGAGGAGAAAGGGAACGGCCCUGGUGUUUCACAAAGGACCGAGCUGUAAGAUGGGAAUACUGUGCUGUACCUCUCUGCACCAAUGUCUUCCCAAUGGUAACAGUCAAGCCAAGUGCAGACAUUCCAGAUCGGUCUUCUUCCUCAUCUGCAUUUUCGCCCACCUACUCAAUGACUGUCAUCAUUGCCAUAAUCUCCAGUUUUGCAGUGAUUGGUUUUCUCACCAUGACUGUUCUCCUUUGCUGUCGCAGAAGGCGAAGACAGUGGAAAAAUAAGAAGAGGGAAUCUGCAACCCCCACACUCACGACUCUCCCAUCUGAGCUCUUGCUGGACAGACUUCAUCCCAACCCUAUGUACCAGCGCAUGCCACUUCUUCUGAACCCCAAACUCCUCAGCUUGGAGUAUCCAAGAAAUAAUAUUGAAUAUGUAAGAGAUAUUGGAGAAGGAGCGUUUGGAAGAGUCUUUCAAGCAAGAGCUCCUGGCUUAAGACCUUAUGAGCCUUUUACCAUGGUGGCAGUGAAGAUGCUGAAAGAAGAAGCCUCAGCAGACAUGCAGGCAGAUUUCCAGAGGGAAGCAGCCCUCAUGGCAGAGUUUGAUCAUCCAAACAUUGUUAGGCUCCUAGGAGUGUGUGCCAUUGGUAAGCCAAUGUGUUUGCUGUUUGAAUAUAUGGCCUAUGGCGACCUCAAUGAGUACCUCAGAAACAUGUCUCCUCGGACAGUGUGCAACCUCAGCCACAGUAACUUGGCUACUAGGGUCCGGCUGUCAGGACCCCCUCCCCUGUGUUGUGCUGAGCAGCUCUGCAUUGCGAGGCAGGUAGCCGCAGGCAUGGCUUACCUCUCAGAGCGGAAGUUUGUUCACCGGGACUUAGCCACCAGAAACUGUCUAGUGGGUAAUAAUAUGGUGGUGAAGAUCGCUGACUUUGGCCUCUCCAGAAACAUCUACUCAGCAGACUACUACAAAGCCAAUGAAAAUGAUGCUAUCCCCAUCCGCUGGAUGCCCCCAGAGUCCAUUUUCUAUAACCGCUAUACAACAGAAUCUGACGUCUGGGCCUAUGGCGUGGUCCUCUGGGAGAUAUUCUCCUAUGGUCUGCAGCCCUACUAUGGGAUGGCACACGAGGAGGUGAUUUUCUAUGUAAGGGAUGGCAACAUCCUCUCCUGCCCUGAGAACUGCCCGCUCGAGCUUUACAACCUGAUGCGUCUCUGUUGGAGUAAGCUGCCUGCAGACAGGCCCAGUUUCACCAGCAUUCACCGCAUUCUCCAACGCAUGUGCGAGAGGGCAGAGGCAGCAGUGGGGGUCUAAGGUGGGCAGAAUUGGAACAAGACACCUCAUACCUCCCAUCAUCCCUCCUGCCAUUUGGAGAGACUCGAAGCCAGAAGAUUUCCAAGGCCAGGAUAGGGCAGAUUUAUAGCAGACAUGAAAAAAAUGGUUCCUUGAGGCAUUGAAGAGAGGGGCUAAAUGGAACUGUGACAAAAUUCACAUGGUAAAGAGACCACUUGGAAGUACUAGUCUAUUAUAUAGAGGGUACCCUACUUAUUCCUCCCAUCUAGGGAAAACUAGCAUCCAAAUUUUAUCAAAGAUGAUUUUAUCCUCCCAUCUCCGCAAUAAUUAACAGCAACAUCUGUGUUUAGUUUCAUUAUGAAAUGGGGAUUAGUGCUUCAAUGAAAUAAAAUGGCCAAUAAGCUAAAUUCUAAGGGCUGUUUUUAUCUUCCUCUUCUAACUCUUUUAGAUUCUUUAUUUUUUUUUUCCCCUUGAAUGGUAUGCACUCUCUCUUUAUAUCUUUUAUUUUAUAUUCUCUUUUAACCAUUUUCUGUCAUUUAAAAAAUAUAAAUGUGUCUCUAACGUACUUGGACUUUUGAUUUCCUUCUAUAUUAACAUUUCAUUCUUCUUUACUGUUUCCUAUUUUAUUCUUAUCUAAUAACUUCCUUUCCCUUUUCUCAUUAGAGAUUUCUUCUAAUUUUUCUUAGAAAAGUGUCUUCAUAUUCUAAGCUCUUCCCUUUUCUUAGUUUAGUUUAUUUUGUUGUUGGGCUUUUUUUUUUUUUUUUUGCCUCAAACUCUUGGGCCUUCAUUCAGCUUCUCUUUCUCAUGUGCUGGAAUGUUUUCCCUUCCAUGAUUUCUAGUAUAAAACUAUAUGUGUGUAUAUGUAUAUGUAUGUAUACAUAGAUAUGUGUGUGCAUAUAAUAUGUACAUAUAUGCCUAUAUAUACAUGUGUGUAUGUGUGAAUAUAUCUGUGAAUAUGUAUACAUACAUACAUAUAUGCAAAUAUAUACUAUAUGUAUAUUUCCUCCUGAAUUGUCCUUUCUCCUUUUUUUCUAGUCCUUUGUAUUCUUUUCAUUUUCUCUUUAGCAUAUAAAGUGAAUUGAGGAAAUUAAAAAGGACUAAGAAAGGGUUAAAAAUUUUAGUAGAUUACUAUGUAAAUAAUCUUCAGGAAUUAAGGUCAAUAGUUACCUUCUGGAUUGGCUUAUGUAUGUACAGAUCUGAGAUGGAGCCUCAGCAGGAACACUGGAGAAGAUAUUUUUUUCAAGACUGCUAAUUUUCUUUUCUUUUUCCUUUUAUAAUCUGAGGGGGAGAAUUGUUCUUCAGUUAUAUUAUCAGAUCUUAGCGAACAUUUCAGAAAUACCUUCCCUAUGGAAAAUCAUAAAGAGGUACAUAUAUGGACUUCAAUUUGUUUCAAAACUGAAUUUUUUUUUAUGUACUCUCUACUCUUUGACCAACUUUGGAAAACACAACUUUAUGUUACCAAUUGGUUGUGAGUUACAAAUCUAUUGGAUAUUAGCAGACAGUAUUGUGCUCUCAAGCAGCUGGGGUCUCAAAAAGAUAGCUGCCUAGAACCACACAUGACAUUCUUAAUUGCAACAAAUAUGAACACCAUGGAUUUAUUCUUGGAGGAGAAUAGAUAGAGCCUUCUAUGAAAACUCAGUUAAAGCAAAGAAGAAGAAUAUCCCAUGUGAAAUGGCAAAGUUGAAUUAAUAUGAAUUAAAAAUUUGAAUUUGAGAAUAUUUUGUAAAAGAAUUACUUUAAAAUAUUUUCAGCAAUUUAAAACUAAUCUAACAAACUUUUAUGAAAUGGAAA
This is a messenger RNA of Antechinus flavipes (yellow-footed antechinus), 4711 nucleotides long. It is a transcript of the gene MUSK, whose product is annotated as muscle associated receptor tyrosine kinase. The record is from RefSeq and is a predicted model, not a curated record. The transcript is spliced from 16 exons. Lineage: Eukaryota; Metazoa; Chordata; Mammalia; Dasyuromorphia; Dasyuridae. The coding region runs from base 119 to 2941 and encodes 940 amino acids. Gene Ontology annotation, cellular component: signaling receptor complex. Gene Ontology annotation, molecular function: transmembrane receptor protein tyrosine kinase activity; protein binding; ATP binding. Gene Ontology annotation, biological process: cell surface receptor protein tyrosine kinase signaling pathway; positive regulation of kinase activity; protein phosphorylation.